This is a messenger RNA of Astyanax mexicanus (Mexican tetra), 9428 nucleotides long. It is a transcript of the gene pdzd2, whose product is annotated as PDZ domain containing 2. The coding region runs from base 818 to 8215 and encodes 2465 amino acids. The transcript is spliced from 25 exons. The record is from RefSeq and is a predicted model, not a curated record. NCBI's taxonomy places the organism in Eukaryota, Metazoa, Chordata, Actinopteri, Characiformes, Acestrorhamphidae. Gene Ontology annotation, molecular function: protein binding.
GCUCGGGCUCACUGCGUCCCCCAUUAACGGGCUGCGUGGCGCCGGGGAUCAGCCUGCAGCACCGCCGGAGUCCCAGGUCUUUUUCUGAGAGGGACCCGAGGAGCGGAGGGGUGUUUUACAGAGCGAGGAGAGCCCCGGGAGGAGUUAGUGAGUUAACUGUAGAGUCCUGCUGUAGUAGAAGUACCCGGGGACUGCUGCUGCUGCUGCUGAGAGAAAGAGAGAGAGAGAGAGAGAGAGAGAGAGAGGGGGAGCUGCUCCUGGAGGAGAAGGAGAAGGAGGAGGGAGCCCUGCUUUUUUUUCUGCCUCUGAUUUGGGAUUAAACUCGACUCUUUGAAGAGAGAACCUGAGGCGCUGUGUGUGUUCACACUGUGAUUCCGUCCACAGGAGAGCCGCGCGCACGGUGCCUGUGGAGCCUGGAAGAGAAGAUCUGAGUCUGUGAUUUGCAAGGUUCCAGCAUUUUCUGUAUUUAGUCUGGAAAUUGAAUUUGGAAUGAACCAAGCAGGCUGGCUAAUGGCACAGAUCCUCUGGUUACCCCCUAUUGUGUAAAGCCCCCUCCUCCAUCUUCCCCGCUGCCUUUGUUUUUCUGGAUAACAUCAUGGCCCAAUGUAGGCCAAGUGUAACAUCGGAUGAUGUCAGGUCUGCAGGUCUGGAGGGCUGAAGUUCAAGGGGUGCGAUGCCUUCUCAGCAAACCUGGCUGGGAUGCAAGCAAGUCAGCUUUUCUGUAUUUGAUUCUGCCCCACAGAGUCGGGGGGUAGAAAUUUGGCCCAAGGCCCGCCAUGCAGGGUAGGCCUGAGCAGGCCCAGCACCAACAGCUAGGAUGCCAAUCACCCAGGAGAAUGCGCUAAGCCACUUGCCCCUGCUGGAGAGCUGGCUGAGUGCUCACACCGGGGAUCAGGAAGAGGAGUUUGAUAAGAACACAGGCGGUAAUGCCCUGUGCCAGGCCGCUAUCCGCAAGCUGGUGGAGUACAUCCAGCUGAACUUUACAGAGUGCGAGAGCGCUCUGUACAAUGGCACGUCACUCAAGGAAGAAGUGGACGCGGAAGUGAGGGCGGUCUGUCAGAGCAAGGCCGAAGGAGAUGGCCAAGAGUUCGGCCUCAGCUUCGGAAACAUCCCUAUUUUUGGGGAUCCUGAGGGGAAGAAGAAGGGGAGGCGGAGGCGCAGGAAGGGUGAUAAGGGCCCUGUGCUGGACGUAGGAUGUAUCUGGGUGACGGAGGUGAAGAAGAAAAGCCCUGCAGCACGCUGUGGAGACAUUAAGCUGAGGGACGAGCUGUUGUCACUCAAUGGGCAGCUGAUGGUGGGCGUAGACGUCACUGGAGCCAGUUAUCUGGCGGACCAGUGCUGGAAUGGCGGCAGCAUCUACCUGAUCAUGUUGCGGAGGAUCAAGCGCAAAGCCCCUCUCCCUCCAUGCAAUGGCAGCAGUGGUGGCAACUGCGCAGAGGUACCGAACGAGCACCGCAGCAGUGUCUCCUCAGAGCCUGCGGGCAGCCCCACUCAGAAUGGCAAAAGAACUCGCAAAUUUGGCGUAAUUUCCCGCUCUUCGUUCACCCGGGACAGCAAGGAGAGCAAGGACAGUCGAGACUUUGAGCAUGAGAAUGGCUACAGUUCAAUGGAAACGGAGGUCACGACCCCAGAGACCAGCACCCCACCGGGAACACCAACUGAGGAGAGGCCCGUCUUUAGUCCAUCAACGACGAUACCCAAUCACAUGAAGGUUGGGAGCACUGCCACUUUGCCUAGUCGCUCCCACUCACGUCUGUCUGAGAAUCAUAAGACUGAGUCUGUGAGCAGUGAGCCCUCGAGCCAGCCUCAGGAGGGCAGUCAUAUCUGGAAGAUGCACAUGUUGAAGGGGCAGGACGGCCUGGGCAUUCAGAUCACGGGUGGCCGCGGCUCUAAGCGCUCUCCACAUGGAAUCAUAGUGGCCCACGUGGAGGAAGGAGGAGCUGCUCAGAGGGAUGGACGACUGAAGGCAGGCGAUGAGCUGCUGAUGAUCAACGGUCACUCCUUGGUGGGCCUCUCUCAUCAGGAGGCUGUGGCUGUCCUGAGAUCUACUGCAGGCCUAGUGCAGCUGGUGGUGGCCAGCAGGGAUGAAUCUGAAGUGGACUUCCACAAGUUCCCCUCCACCAGCCUGCCGGACCUGGUGAGCCCUUGCUCAGGACAGGACACCCUGCCCUUCCCAGGGGAGGAGAAGGAGAACAUGGAGCCGGAUGUGGAGGACGUGAGGGCCAGCAGCCUUUCCCUGCCCACCCAGGGCUCGUUCACAGAGCUGGAUAAGCUGGAUGAGCGUGGCCGAAUGGAAGGACCCAAAGGAUGCUGCCGCAGCCCGACGCCUAUGAAGUUCCGCAGCAGAUCUCAAGGUGGCGGCUCCCGUCUAGAGUCUGUUGGAGAAGAUGAUGAACUGAUUGUUGAAAACGGUGAAUCUGGAAGUGACACAGCAGAGAAACCUUCGCGAGGUGGACGCAAACACUCCCUUCCACAGCAGCUGGACACUGUCGGAAUCCGACAGGAAUAUCAAAUUGUGAAGAAAUCGGCACGUUCCCUAAGUACUGUUCAAGUGGAGUCUCCAUGGCGACUGGCACAACCGUCUAUUAUCUCCAACAUUGUCCUGAUGAAAGGACAGGGCAAGGGUCUGGGAUUCAGUAUAGUUGGAGGCCAAGAUUCCGCUCGAGGGAGGAUGGGGAUAUUUGUCAAAACUAUUUUUCCUAACGGAGCAGCGGCAGCAGAUGGAAGACUCAAGGAGGGGGAUGAGAUUCUAGAAGUGAAUGGAGAAUCGCUUCAAGGCCUCACACAUCAGCAGGCCAUCCAGACCUUUAAGCAACUGAAGAAGGGUGUAGUUACAUUAACUGUACGCACCCGUCUGCGUAGCCCCAGCCUGACCCCCUGCCCAACACCCACGCUGCUCAGCCGAUCCAGUUCUCCCAACUCCAACACCAGUGGUGGAACACCCGUACCCAGUGGGUUUGAUGAAGGAGACUCCCGGAGGGGCCCUGGCCCGAAAGACCGCAUCAUUAUGGAGGUCACCUUAAAUAAAGAGCCUGGUGUGGGGCUGGGAAUCGGUGCCUGCUGUUUAACGUUAGAGAACAGCGCUCCUGGGAUCUACAUUCACAGUCUGGCUCCAGGAUCUGUGGCCAAGAUGGACGGCAGACUCAGCCGAGGGGACCAGGUGCUGGAGGUAGAUUCCGUGAGCUUACGUCAUGCAGCACUAAGCGAGGCCUAUGCUAUCCUGAGCGAAUGUGGCCCUGGUCCAGUGAGCCUCAUCAUAAGCAGACAUCCCAACCCAAAGGUGUCGGAGCAAGAGAUGGACGAAGUGAUCACGCGCUCCACCCACAGAGACAGUUUAAGCAGGGACAGUCAUUCUUCUCACACUCUGGGACUGCCGUCCAAGAGCCCUUCUCCCACUGUGAAGGCAAGGCAGGGCGAGGGCAACCAGGCUCUCAGCUGGACCAUGAAGAGGUUCUUAGAGCCAGCCAGUCGGCAAGGUUCUUUAAGUUCUGAGGCGGAGCUUUCUCAGUACUUCACACAUGAUGUUCCCACCCAGUCUUCUCUCUCAGAGACUAUGGCCACGGGCUCCAGCGAUGAGGACGUGGUUCACAUCAGCAGAAGCUGUAAUACCUCGAUGGAUGAGCCAACAGCAGCACAUUCACAUACUUUUAAAGAUACUGAGAGCAACCCCGCGUAUGCAGACGGCUGUAAAUCUUCAAGCGCUGUUAGCCGAACCACAGCUGACCCAACCCGGCAGGCCAGUGUGGGCAGCAGCCCCAGCUCCGUCCGCAGCCCCUUGCUCCGACAGCGCCGGGUCAUAUGCUACGAGGAUGAGCCCAGCGACGAGGAACUGGGGCCAGACGGGGACUCCAGAUCCUUCCAACGGCUGCACUGCAGCAUCCCUCAUGAUUCCAGCCAGAACAACCAGCAGGAGGAUGACUCGGGCAUUGUCAUGGCCACAUCUUCGGUGGAAGUAGACGACGAGAGUCAGGACAGCAGUGAGGGUCACAGGCACAGUGAACCAGCCACUCCAACUUACGGCAGCUCUUUGGAGUCGGAGGAAGGAGGCGGCCUCCCGCCCGGCGCAGAGUCGCCUUUCAUGCCUAUUCGCUGCUUUGAGCACAGUGCUGGAGGAAGUGGAGCUAACCUGGGCGUGAAGAAGGAACCGCACCGUGAAGUGCAGGAGUCAAAGCGCUCACCCAAACUGGAGCACAAAGCCGUGACACGGGUCAAGAGUAUGAUGAGCAUCGAGUGCCCUAACCCUCCACAGAAGCCCAAAGGUGAGGAAACUACAGCUACAACAACGGCCAACCCAACUCAGACUAGCCAGAGCGGGGCACGGACACCUGGCAGACCCCAGCACCACUGCAGGAGGGGCGAGGCCAGUGAACUGGCUGGCAUUUGUACUAUUGAGACUGUGGUUCUGAAGCGCAGUGAGACGGAGUCCUUUGGACUGGAUCUGGAGAUCAAAUCAUCCCCUCUGAAGGUGCUGAUCACAGGACUGAGGCCUGGAGGAGCUGCAGAGAGGGAAGCCAGAGGGAGAAUGAGUGUGGGAGAUGAAAUCAUAGCCAUUGGCGACACCCCUGUGUGCACCUCGUCCUAUCAGGAAAUCUGUGACCUCAUGCACAACCUGCCUGUCACUCUGACAUUAGAGAUCAAGAAGCCUGUCUCAGCUGUAGAUCGACUCUCUAGUUUAAUGAUGUCGUCUGGCUGUGAACUGUCUGCUAAGACAGAGGCACCUAAAGCUGCCUUGGAGGAGAAAACCAGCACAGACAAAACAGUGGUUGAAAGUAUAGAAUGUUCUUCUCUUGAAUCAAAUUCAAACAGCACGGAUGAAACCACAUCUAACGAGGUACCCGUCACUAAUAUUGACGAUGUUGUAAGUGAACUGAACUCUUUUGAAGAAAAUGUGAACUCAGACAGAAUACAGACUGUUCCAGAAGAUACUGAGACUACUGCAUGUGCAGUAGAAGAGAAGGAGAGUACGACUACCGUUCCACUACGACCAAAACUUUUGGAUUUCUCUGUUUUGGAUUCAGAGAACAAAGGUUGCCUUUUGCCAGUAGGGACAACAUUUCUGAACAGCUACUCCAGGAAUUACAGUCAGCUCUCGAAUGAAGACGCAGCCCUUUCUGUGAAAGGGUUUGGUGAAAAAACAAGCAUGUACAAUAUGUUGGAUGAAAGUGAUUCUGAAAGUGACUCCACAGCCACAGAUAGAGCUGUGAAAGCUGAGAAGCCACCGGAUCGCUGUAAAGAUCCUCAGGACACGGACUCUGAUGAGGAGAUUGAGCUGUGUUAUAGCAAGAUUGAGUCAAGUCAAGAAAAAGACAAUUGUGUUUCGCAUAAAGGGCAAAUCACAGGAAGUCAGACAGAUAAAGAAAUUAUUCCUGAGGAUGUUCUUUCUCUUAGGAAAGAAUCUCCUAACAUAUCUUCCGCCACCUCUCCCAUUCAUCCAGUAUGUUCCCAAUCAGCAGGUUUAGAAUCAGCUGUGAAUGGAGAUACUAAACAACUUCCUGCAAUGGACCAGGCAACCUGUGCGACUUUGUCAAACCCAGAACCCUCAGAGUGUAGUGCUGAUGAGAAGUGUGAAACGAUUGUGACUGUACCCGUCACAACCAGCGAAACACAAGUAUCAUCAAGUGUCAGUACUCCCCCUGCAGGCUGGAGUAGCCGCCAUGUGACCCCACGGAGUCAGGACAGGACAUCCAAGAUGCAGACAAAUUCAUUGUCAACCUCAGAUAAACCCAACACUGUCCAAAUGUCACUCACCCAAGCUGUACCGGAGCCCAAGGCUUCAAAUUAUUCCAACGGUAAAUCCAGUGGAAGAACAUCCACCACACAGACUACAAAAGACAAAGAGAAAGAUAAAACUCAUUCUAGUUCAGACUCCAAAUCACUUCUUUCACAGUCUCAAGCUAAAUCCGCCGCUAACUCCCCCCGGCCUUUGGGACACAAAUCUCUGAGUGAUACGCCGGUCUCACCUCUCUUAAAUAGCAGGUUCAAACCAGAAGAAAAGAAAUCCAGCACCUCUGCCAAGCUUAAAGGUUUAAGUAUUAAAAGUAAAUGCAAAGGACAGGAGCAGCAAGUCUGCAGGCCAGCCAGGGCUGAAAAUGUAUUGCCAAAAAAGGCCCAUUCAUCGCCUGUUCAGUCCCCGAAGCUAGCAGCCAGGAGAAGCACCCCUACAAAUAGUCCAAAAAUGAUAAGAUCACUAGAGAAGAACUUAGUGUCCUCUAUUAAAACAAGCCAAGAGAGAAGUGCUUCAAAUGCUUCAAAUAUUUCAAACGUGCCCAGCACCUUAAAAGCCAAUGGACCAGAGUUAACGGAUGGUAUAAAGGAAGAACUCGUUUCUGAAACCGAGAAAGAAAAUUCCUUUUCUAAGCAGAAUGAGCUCAUAUCCAAGUGUGAGCCAGCAGCUUCUAAACAAAGGACUUUCAUUGAGGUGCGUCUCUCAUCGUCUUCCUUUCCAUCCCCUCCUUCAUCCUCUCCUUCAUCCUCAACCGUUCUGGCAUGCAACGAAACCUCGAAUGUCAAUAUUUCAAGCAUUCAAGUUCAGGGAAGUUCAGUUCACCCUUUAGAGCAAAGUGUUUGUAUUGGAAGCUCAGCAGAACUGUUGGGAGAAGUAUCUAGCAAUGUAAGCAAUGUGGAUAGUAGUCUCAUGAACGCCAAGAUAUCAUCUCCUGGUCUAAAAUCAGGAAGAUCAAAACUUGAUGUUGCACUGGGACGAAGGAGCUACUCCACAGAUACCAGUGGAGCUCUGGAUCCCAACCCUUUUUCUGUCAGGCAAAGAAUAAAAUCGUUUGAGAACUUGGCCGGCUUUGAUCGUCAAGUUGUAAGGAACAUAGACAUCCAGUCUUAUGCUCUUACCUAUAAGGCUACACUCAAUAGAAGACUGUCAGGUUACAUGGGCUCUUCUAGCAAUCAGUCCACUGACUAUCGUUCAUUGAGAAGGAGCUUCAGCUCUUGUGUAGACAAUUUGAACUCAUCACUACCACCACAAAACUCCUUUACAAAUGGGGUUCUAAACAAUUGUAACCAAUCAGCGACAGAUAAAACCACUGAACCAGUCACAGAGGAGAGGGUAGCAACUGAAAACGCUGUACCCCAGUCCAGUCCAGUACCACACACUCCACCAGUGCUGCGCUCCCGGAACGCCCGGUCCCAUGGCGGGGUGUCACGGAUAAGACUGAGAGAACUGAGGGCGCUUAGCAUGCCUGAGCUGGACAAGCUGUGCACAGAGGACUUCUCACGCAACCCUGGCAAUGUCACAUUCAAAACAGAGCUGGAAAUCCACCCUAUAAGACCCACAGAGCCACCAUCCGACCAUCAGCAGUGCACUGUGGUAACCAGGGUGAGCAUGAUUGACCCGGAAACUACUGGCACUGUCAGCAAUGGGGGGCACACUCAGGAGCAAACUACAUCACUUUCAAGUUGGUCUGUCAGCCUGAAAGAUGUGUCAUCAUCUCCACUGGAGCAGACAAAAGUACAGAAUGUCCUAAAAUCUGUUUCGGCCAAAGUGGACAUGAUGACCCUGAUGGAGGAGCUGAACAGCGUUUCAGAGGUUAAAGAGGAUGUGCACUUUGUGGUCUUGUCCAAGGAGGAAGGCUCUGGAUUGGGUUUCAGCAUCGCUGGAGGAGUGGAUUUGGUGCAGAAAUCCAUCACUGUUCAUCGAGUCUUUACUCACGGGGCAGCUGGAAUGGAAGGUACCAUUCGUCGAGGGGAUGCUGUGCUGUCCAUAAACGGGAGCAAUCUGAGUGGGACCACCCAUGGCGAGGCUCUUUCCUGUCUACAUCAGACCCGAUUGCAAAAACAGGCUCUUGUGGUCAUUCAGAGAGGCAAAGACAGUGAGCCCUCAUCACCUAGACGUGAUGUUUCCUUACAGCCAGGAACCUGUCCUUCCCCAGCCUAUCAGGAACACAGUAGAGAGAAUGGAACAAUUAUGGAAGUUGGUCCUGAUGGAGCUUUGAGUGUGGAGCUACAGAAGACUGCAGCAGGCCUGGGAUUCAGCCUAGAGGGCGGCAAAGCAUCAGCUCAAGGAGACAGACCACUCUACAUCAAGCGCAUUUUCAGAGGAGGUGCUGCUGAAGUGUCCCGGGUCAUUGAUGUGGGAGAUGAGGUUCUAGCUAUAAAUGGCAGGUCCUUGCAAGGCCUAAUGCACUACGAUGCCUGGAACGUCAUCAAGGCGAUCUCUGAAGGCCCCGUCCAGUUAGUGAUCAGAAAACCCCGGACUUCAGUAUGACGUUCAGCAGGACUGUGAGCAGCGGACUUAUUCAGUGUGUAAACUGAUCAUCAGAGUGCCAAACUGAUCAUAUUGUACAUAUAAGGAUGUUUUUCCCUCUUUUUAUACGUGUAUUUUUUUUUUUUUUUUUUUUUUUUUUACCAAUCCCUGUGAUUUUACAGUUUUUUUAAUGGGAUUUCUACUGACUAAUCGACCAUUUUUAAUUGGAAGGUGUUUGUCUGACUGAAACACGGGUUUUCUGAUUAAGUCCUAUUUUUGAAGCCCAGUUCAUUGAUGUCCACAAAGCUUAAAACCUUAAAGAGCAAAUUCAUACCUUAAACCUGAUGAUUUGUGGCUGUGCAAUCAGAGUAGAAAGUACUCAUUUGUACAGUGAACUUAAAAGAAUCUUAUAUUAUGAAUUUUGUGACACUUUGUCACAUAGAAAUAAUGCAUAUUGUUAAUUUAUACAUUUGUUUCACAAGGAAGAAAUGUGGAUUUAGUUUCAGCUUAUCUAAGGACGCUGAAGUUUGUUUGAUUGCUUGCCUGCCUGCCUGAAUUUUGAGGAAAUUUCUCUAACGAAAUGUGUUUUUUCUUUCUUCUGUCGUCUCUCCUCUGUUUUUUAACUGAUUUCUAUCCAAUCCCCUAGUGGGAGCAAUGCCUCCAGUUACUGUUUGAAAAAAUCUUGUUUUAUUCCAUCAUUUCUUUAAGAAUGCUGUCAUUUAAGAAGUGGGACACACAAUCCAUAUUUGAAAUAUUUCACACCUUAAAUGAACCUGCUUCCUGUCACAGGAAGUAACUCACGGUUAAAAAAAGCACACAUCUCCCCAAAAGCAUAUCCUCAAUCACACACCAAACUUCUUAGAACUGCUUUGAACUUAGUCCCGGACUCUUUCUGGACUACUUGAUUGCAUUCUUCCAGCUGUGAAUAUUUUUCCUUGAGAAACUCAAAGACUUUCCAGUGAGUUAUUAUGUUGUAUCAACACUGCAUCAAUGCUGUAGUCAUAUUUUACUUGAAUUGUCUAUGUGUAAAUAUUGCGGUCCCCACAAACAAUAUUUUAACUUAAUGUAUCUGGACUCUCAAGCACAAGUUUGUUUAUAUUGAAUCAUGACAAAUCUAAUAAGUGAACAUUAUGAUUUCUGUGCAUUCCCUAACCUGCAUUUCAUGCUAAUGCCCCUGUGUAAAAAUACAUUAAACAUGUUUCAAUGCAGUGAUAUUCAUUGAUCCUGAAUAUUC